AUGAAUUUCAAUCCCUACUCGUUGCCGACCACUGCAACCAAAACUGCUGUCUCGACUUCCUCUCUCCAAGCAUUACUCGGAGGUCAACCAACAACAACCCCUGUGAACAACAACAACACAACCUCUUCUACUAGUAGUCCUUCCACUACAACAUCAACAACAACAACGAACACGACACAAGUUUCCACUCCAACAAAAUCGUCAACAAUAACAACAAAUUCUUCAACUAGCAAUACACCAUCAUCAUCAACAACAACAACAUUUAAACGAUCUCCUCAUCCUCUUCCUCAACGUCCUUCUGUCAUUGAUACUUCUACUUCGAGACCAGUGUCAUCCAAUCCAUUCCUAGCAGCCGAUUCAGAAAAGAAGGCAGCAUCGUUGACACCUCCAAUCAAAUCAUCGGUGAUGUUGAAUACUUCUCCUCGAUCCAUAAACUCAUCAUCAACUACUAGAGUUGAAGAAAUGAAAUCUGAAUGUAAUAACAACAACAACAACAAAUCAAACAAUUCUACUACAACUAGUAUGGAUAGCAAUUCAUCUGCUACUACAAUAACAACAACAACUACGAAUGCAACUACUACAAAUACCACAACUAGUACAAGUAAUGGAUCGACUCCUCCUAGUGAAUCUACUACGGAUGAAAAGAACAAGAUCAAUGAAUUUACAAAAAUCAGUUUGUCAUCUUUGGAAGAGAAAUCUGAAGGUACCAGUGUGGUUGACCAUGAUGACAACUCUACCAAAGAACCACCCAACCACACGAGUGUUGUUGUUCAAAACUCAAAUAUUCCAACUGCGGAUCAAACUCAUCAAAACCAAACCUCCAACAGUCAAACGUCAUCAAUUUCGGUAAUUUCACAACCGACAUCACCCAAGCAACAGGUUCUCUCACAAGAAAAGAUUACCACCAUGACAUCAACAACAACAAGCAGUACGACUUCAUCAACCUCCUCUUCUCCUUCUCUAUCCAAUGACAAACAAGAAAAACGAAGAGGUCGACGAUCAUUUUCUCCAGUGAUGAAUGUGUCAACAACAACGAAUGCGGAUCCGCACAGUGAUGAUGAUGCAAGUGAUGAAGAUCAACAACAACGAAAUGAAAAUGAUCAAGUGAAUCCAAUAUUAACUAUCGAAGUGUCAGUCGUAAAACCAAACAAAGAUUCCUGGAGAAUGAUUUCAAAUUCUUCAAUUUUAUGUUUAUAUUCACAACAACAAGAAAAGAACAAGGAUACUUUGGUCAUUCCAACUGAAUUGGCUCUCUGGAAAGAGUCACGAAAGAGAAGAGGUUUUGAUUUGUAUUUGUUUUUAAAGUUGAAUGAAAAUGUUCAAUUUCAAGUAUUGAAAGCCAUUUCAGAGGUAAACAACAACAACAAUAACCAAACGACCACCAAUCAUCCAUCAGAUCCAAAUAAUAACAAUUAUUUGGUCAUUAAAUAUGUGGACAAGAGAACGGAGAGAAUUCAAUUCAUUGGAUUGGUCUUUCAAUCUCCAUUGGAGUUACAAACAACAUUCCAUUUAUUGCAGAGAUGUAUUGUGGCCAUUCCCAUGAACUUGACUUCAACAACAAGCAAUGAAAAGAGUCACAAGAUGAAUGAAGAUGACCAUGAUAUAAAUGCAGCUGUUGCGACCAAGGUAGUAUCUGCAGUCGAGACAAAAAUUGAUGUUUUUAAAACACUAUUGGUCGAUCAAUUGAAUCAACAAAUCUUGUAUCAUACCAAACAAAUGUGUUAUCAUGAGAAACAGAAGGAGGAAUUGAUUAAGCAAUUACAAAAAUUGGAAACACCUUAA
This is a messenger RNA of Naegleria lovaniensis, 1782 nucleotides long. RefSeq lists its product as uncharacterized. The transcript has a single exon. The record is from RefSeq and is a predicted model, not a curated record. The coding region runs from base 1 to 1782 and encodes 593 amino acids. NCBI's taxonomy places the organism in Eukaryota, Heterolobosea, Eutetramitea, Acrasida, Naegleriidae.